AUGCACCCGCAGCAGCGGAUGAAGCAGGCCGCCGCGGCGCAGCAGCAGCAGCAGCUGAUGCAGCAGGCCCUGCUCCUGCAGCAGCAGCAGCAGGCGCAGCCGCCCUUGUUCCCCGGGCACCACCACCCGCACCCCGGCCUCCUCGCCGCGCCACAGAUGGAGCCCAUAGUUAGUGGAAACCUGCCUCCUGGGUUUGAUUCGAGUACAUGCCGCAGCGUGUAUGUUGGCAAUAUCAAUCUUCAAGUGACGGACGCAGUACUGCAGGAAGUCUUCCAAAGUAUUGGUCCAGUAGAAGGGUGCAAGCUCAUCAGAAAAGAAAAGUCAUCCUUUGGUUUCAUUGACUAUUAUGACCGCAGAUAUGCUGCACUAGCAAUUUUAUCUCUCAAUGGCAGACCACUGUAUGGUCAGCCGAUAAAAGUUAAUUGGGCAUAUACAAGUACUCAGAGGGAGGAUACAUCAGGUCAUUUUAAUAUUUUUGUUGGGGAUCUUUGCCCAGAAGUCACUGAUGCUACUUUGUUUGCAUUUUUCUCUGGAUACUCUACCUGCUCAGAUGCUAGGGUUAUGUGGGACCAGAAAACAGGACGAUCCAGAGGGUUUGGUUUUGUUUCUUUCAGGAACCAGCAGGAUGCUCAAAGUGCGAUAAAUGACUUGAAUGGGAAGUGGCUUGGCAACCGUCAAAUUCGUUGCAAUUGGGCAACGAAAGGUGCUAGUGCUGGUGAAGAGAAACAGAUUGUGGACUCCAAGGUUGACCUGACAAAUGGCACAUCAGAAUCUGGAAAAGAGAAUCUAAAUGAAGAUGGUCCUGAAAGUAACCCUCAGUUUACUACUGUCUAUGUUGGCAAUCUUCCUCACGAGGCUACCAACAAUGAUGUGCACAUGUUUUUCCAUUCACUUGGGGCUGGCUCAAUUGAGGAAGUCCGUGUAACUCGUGAUAAAGGCUUUGGCUUUGUAAGGUACAGCACCCAUGAGGAGGCUGCACUGGCAAUUCAGAUGGGUAAUGGCCAACUUAUUGGCGGGAGGCAGAUAAAGUGUUCCUGGGGAAGCAAACCGACUCCACCAGGGACAGCAUCCUCGCCUCUGCCUCCUCCAGCACUGGCAACAUUCUCCACUGGAGUGUCGGCGACAGAUUUCAUGGCCUACCAGCGCCUGGCCCUGAGCAAGAUGGCCACGAACCCAGCAUUAAUGGGUCAGCACGCCUUGAAGCAUGUCGCUGCACUGGGGAUGGGUGGUGGAGCCAGCCAGUCCAUCUAUGACGGCGGCUUUCAGGGCAUCAAUACUGCCACCGCCACAACCUCCGCCCAGCAACAGCAGCAGCAGCAGCUCAUGUACUACUAG
This is a messenger RNA of Miscanthus lutarioriparius, 1335 nucleotides long. The record is from the annotation of a GenBank genome assembly. Lineage: Eukaryota; Viridiplantae; Streptophyta; Magnoliopsida; Poales; Poaceae.